Caenorhabditis elegans is the source of this 795-nucleotide messenger RNA. RefSeq lists its product as uncharacterized. Bases 70 to 627 code for a protein of 185 amino acids. The transcript has 5 exons. The record is from RefSeq and is marked reviewed. NCBI's taxonomy places the organism in Eukaryota, Metazoa, Nematoda, Chromadorea, Rhabditida, Rhabditidae.
UUUCACCAUUUACAUAUCACCUUCGACAAUAUUCAUAUUUUCUGAAACUUUUUUAUUGGAAAGAGGAUAAUGAUUUAUUCAAUUGUUUUUGGUAUUCUUAUUAUGAUGGAGUCAACCGUUUUAGGAUGUCCACCACAGCCAAAUGGAAAUUGUUAUUACGGUCAGUACAUGCUUUCAAAUAGUCAAGGAGGUUUUCAGAAUCAGCAGUGCGGGUCGGCGAUCAAUAGGGAUUGGUGUGCAGUAUCCUACCAACCAGCAACUCAGCAAGCAAACUUUGGGUGUGCAUCCAAUUUUCCCAUAAAUGUCGGUGGAUCAGUUUGUGGUGAAGGUGCUGGAUUUGUGAAUCAACAAGGUUGUAGUAUGGUCAAUACACCAAAUGGACCAUGUUACUUUUGUUGUUGUAAAGGGGGAAGUUGUAAUAAUCCUCAGAUAUUUGCUCGAGAAGCUUCGAAACUUCCAAUAAAUCAGCAACAAAUGCAAACAUACAAUCCAAAUGGAUAUAAUCCAUAUUCAAGACAAAAUUAUUAUCCAAUUCCUUGGUAUAAUACAGCUUCUCAACCUUCCAAUCCAUUUUUCCUUAUUGUCAUUAUUCUUAUUAUAUUUUUAAUUCUCUCGUAUUCUGCUUAAAAUCAUCGUUUUUUUUUUCUAAAGAUCUCUUUUUUUUAUUUUAUCCCCAAAUCUUGAUGAGAUUCUCCCAUUUAUUGGUAAUUAAUUUUCAAUUCAAUUGUUUUAAAAACCAUUCAUUAUGUACUAAAUUUCGAUAAUGCUACAGUACAGAAUGAAGAUGAACAGAAA